Messenger RNA from Nannizzia gypsea CBS 118893, 2352 nucleotides. RefSeq names its product phosphatidylinositol 4-kinase LSB6. Gene Ontology annotation, molecular function: 1-phosphatidylinositol 4-kinase activity. Lineage: Eukaryota; Fungi; Ascomycota; Eurotiomycetes; Onygenales; Arthrodermataceae. The transcript is spliced from 2 exons. Gene Ontology annotation, biological process: endosome organization; phosphatidylinositol phosphate biosynthetic process; Golgi organization. Gene Ontology annotation, cellular component: trans-Golgi network; endosome; lysosomal membrane. Bases 1 to 2352 code for a protein of 783 amino acids. The record is from RefSeq and is a predicted model, not a curated record.
AUGGCACCAAAACACCGUCCAGCGACCUCGGGCUACGCCCGUCUCUCUCAGGCAGAUGCCCACGAGUAUCUUGAUGAGUCUGAUGAUGAAAACCAGCGCCCGUUCCCGUCGAUGCCGUCGAACUCCGGCCGAUUCGCCCCCAUUCAAACCCACGGCCUCAGACAUGACCCAUCAGACGUACACUAUAGACGCAAUCAUGGGCGGAACCGGACUCGCAGUAACUCUUCCGGAGUUGAUAUCAAAGCAAUUAACAUGCGAUUGGAGAAAUGGGCUGAGGAAAUUGCCUCGAAGUUCAAGAUAAAUCGGGUCCACGGGAAGACGUCCGAGGAAGAGGAACUCGAAAUACACCACUCUGUCUUCCAGCCUCUGGAUGGCAUACGGCCAGUCACGGCGGCAUCACUGGAAUCCACUGAUCAAGGUGGCAGUGAUCGAAUGACAAAGGCCGAGUUCGAGCAAGUCGUAGACAGUGUCAGGACGGCUAUCGAACUCGGUGUUCACCCAAAGAUGAUCUCGCAGGGUAGCUCUGGCAGUUACUUUGCGAGAAAUGCUCAAGGGAAGGUUGUUGGUGUGUUUAAACCCAAGGAUGAGGAGCCAUAUGCCUCACGAAACCCGAAAUGGACUAAAUGGAUACAUCGAAAUCUGUUUCCAUGCUGUUUUGGCCGUGCUUGUCUUAUUCCCAACCUUUCCUACGUUUCGGAGGCUGCUGCGUAUGUUAUCGACACCCAACUGCGAACACACCUCGUUCCUUACACCGAUAUCGUCUACCUUUCCUCGAAAUCUUUCCAUUACGACUUCUGGGACCGACGGAAAGCCUGGUAUAGCAGACGGCCGUUGCCCCCUAAGGUAGGAAGCUUCCAGGUCUUCUUGAAAGGCUUCAAAGAUGCAAAUGUAUUCCUCCGAGAACAUCCUUGGCCGGAUCAACCAACUACCGGGUUCCGUGCCGAGGACGCUCCUCGCAAGAAGAACAGAGGAUGGAACGAUACCUGUGCUCCAUCUGGUGCUCAAUCUGACGACGAGGAUGGCGAGGAAAAUCGUCGAAUGCUGGGAGCAAACACACCACAGGACAGUUCUGGCCAUCAUAAAUUCCAUUGGACUGAAAACUUGAAGCAAGGCUUCCGAGAAGAGCUUGAGAAGCUGGUUAUUCUAGACUACAUCAUGAGAAAUACAGAUCGUGGCCUCGAUAACUGGAUGAUUAAGAUCAACUGGAACACCGAAGAGGUUUCUAUUGUUUCAGACCCCGUUCGUCUGAACGAAACUGACCAUCUCGGUGAUGACGAGCCAACGCCGCCUGCUCGCCCUGUUUCUGUAAACUCGCAGGGAAAGCCCUCGCGAAAUGCCCCAUAUAGACGUCAGGACGCAAUGACAGCAACUAGUCGCGCUGGAACGCCAUUGAAUGCAGCCGAGCUGGCUCAGGCCACACUUUCAAUCGGAGCUAUUGAUAACAGUUUAUCCUGGCCCUGGAAACAUCCUGAUGCUUGGCGCAGUUUUCCGUUUGGUUGGCUCUUCCUCCCAGUUUCUCUUAUUGGCCAGCCGUUCUCUCAAAAAACUCGUGAACAUUUCCUGCCUCUCCUCACGUCUACUGCUUGGUGGACAGAGACUCAAACCGCCCUUCGGGCUGUGUUCAGCCAGGACUCGGAUUUCAAGGAAAGCAUGUUUGCCCGACAAAUCGCCGUUAUGAAGGGCCAAGCAUGGAACGUUGUUGAAACCCUGAAACAGCGUGACCACGGACCUCUUGAACUUACUCGAAGGACUCGAGUAUGCGUCUGGGAUGACCUGGUAAACAUCCCUGUAGCGAUCCCACUUCGUGCCCCCUCAACCGAUGCCAGUAUGCACCGAGCAAACGGGAGGAAUCAACUCCACGAGGAAAUGGAUAUUGGAGCCGCUAUUUCCACAGAGCCUCGUGCCCAUAGGGACCUCUUGAGCUUCGGAUCACCCACAAGUGAACUGCCCAAUCCUAAUCGUUUCGAGCUGUCUCGUGACCGGGCAUCAAUGGACUCGAAUACCGCAGACGGCUUAGUGAGCCCAAGGUCGCUCGACACUUCUCGUCUGCGCAACAUUGAGAAUUUCGAAGAUGGUGGCCGGAAACUCGCCACAAGCUGGGCAUCCACGGCUCCACGACAACACGCCCAACAUUCCAGGCGCAGGUCACACCUCGGCGGUAAAUCGCCGACACAUAAGAAACGCAACUCCCUCUCACAACGCCGGGACAGUGCGUUCGACUUUGGCGCCGACGACCUUGAGGGUGACCUCGGCUAUGCCGCCGCGGAGGAGAUGGACGGCCACGAACGCAAGGUGAUCGUCGAGAGGCUCGAGACAGUCAAGAGCAAAAACCCCGUCUUCACCUGGUGGUGA